Molecule: messenger RNA, 2401 nt
Organism: Brassica napus (rape)
Lineage: Eukaryota; Viridiplantae; Streptophyta; Magnoliopsida; Brassicales; Brassicaceae
Product: arabinosyltransferase RRA3-like
Exons: 2
Coding region: 968-2230 (420 amino acids)
Biological process (GO): root hair cell development
Molecular function (GO): glycosyltransferase activity
Source: RefSeq, a predicted model, not a curated record
AUCAGAAGUAAGAAAAAAACAUAUAACGAGAAACGGUGACAUGAAGAAUGAGAAGUUGUGUGGUAGCCAAGGAUGACUUGCCUGCGUCUUGAACCAUAUCUAUCAGAGACUUGAUCAACAUGCAGUCUCUGAGUUGGCUAGUCGUUAGGCAGUCUCUUUGGCUAUUCAGACAAUUCUCUUUCUCCUCAUUUCACAUUUCUUUUUUUCAAAGACCAAACACAUAAAGAGUUGAUACAAUCGAUAUUGUUUGGCCACUAAACUAUUUUCUUUUUGAUUGGUCUUUUAUAUUGAUGUUAUAAGCAUUGAGGCGGACUUUGUCCAUCUAUAAGCAUUGAGGCGGGUCGGGUCUUGAUUCAAGCGUAUUUGGUAAAAGAAGAGAUAAUUUGUUUGGUAACAACCAAAGUUAAUCUCUACACUUUAGCAUUUGAGUUUUGACAUGUAAUCAAUAGUUAGUUGAAAAGGUUAUAAUAUUUGUAAAGUGAAUUUCUCUCUAUUAUUCUCUGCCGCACAACCCAAAUAUCAGCGGUCCAACCCCUAAAAUCGCGUUCUUGAUCGCUGAAAUCAUAUGCGUUUUGUUGAGAUGCUAUUAUUCAAGGUUUGGCAGCUUAACUAACCUCAAUCAUAGUGUGUUUGGGCUAAUCAUGUGUUAUCGUGCUAACAAGUGGUUAUGUUGACCAUCGAAAUAGUCAUCGAAAUAGUCAUCUCAUCGAACGGGUGAUAUCUCAUAUUAAACAGGUGGAUGCGAGAAAGAAGAAAUGCAUCUACAGCGCGAAGCAGAGGAAUAUUAGUUAGCAGCCUUUGUUUCAUCAUCGUCGUUGUCUUGGCAGAGGAGGCCAAAACAACCUCUCUCUUUCCCUCAACCACUUCAAAACUCAAAAGCAUGGAGCUUUGACCCAAAGACCACCGAAUAAAACAUAACACUAUAACAAACUCUUCUCAUUUAGCUUCUCCUCUCUUGAGACCGGCCAUGGCGGGUCGUAGAGACAGAACACAACAGCUCCGUGGAUCUCGAAUCGCGAUCGCCAUCCUCAUCGGUAUCAUCAUCGGCUGCGUAUGCGCACUUAUCUUCCCAAACGGCUUCUUCAACUCCAACUCGUCUCUCACCGUUAACGAACGCGUCCAGGUUGGAUCAUCCUCUUGUGAAUCCUCCAAGACGCUCAAGUCAGACUUCGCAUCUCUCUCAGAGAAGAACAACGAGCUAAAGAAACAACUCAGAGAGCUAACUGAGAAGCUACGUUUAGCUGAACAAGGAUCAGACAAUGCAAGGAAACAGGUUCUGUCUUUAGGACCACAGAUAAAGGCUGGACCUUUCGGAACCGUCAAGAGCCUAAGAACAAACCCAACAAUCCUCUCAGACGAAUCUGUAAACCCAAGACUCGCAAAGAUCCUAAAGAGCAUCGCUGUGGAUAAAGAGGUGAUCGUGGCUCUCGCAAACGCAAACGUGAAAGCAAUGCUAGAGGUCCAAAUCGCUAGCGUCAAGAGACUAGCUAUAAAAAACUACCUCGUUGUCGCAUUGGACGAUUACAUAGAGAGUUUCUGUAAACAAAACGACGUCGCUUAUUACAAGCGUAAUCCAGACAAGGAACUGGACGCUGUCGGGAAAACAGGAGGCAACCACGCCGUCUCCGGCCUCAAGUUCCGUGUGCUACGAGAGUUUCUCCAGCUAGGCUACGGCGUCCUCCUCUCUGAUGUAGACAUCGUCUUCUUGAAGAAUCCCUUUAGUCAUCUCUACAGAGACUCUGACGUUGAGUCGAUGAGCGAUGGACACGACAACAUGACGGCUUACGGGUUCAACGAUGUCUUUGAUGAGCCAACCAUGGGGUGGGCUAGGUACGCUCACACCAUGAGGAUAUGGGUUUUCAACUCGGGUUUUUUCUAUCUGAGGCCCACGGUUGCUUCCAUCGAGCUGCUGGAUCGGGUUGCGGAGAGGUUAUCCAAGGCGAAGCUGUGGGACCAGGCGGUUUUCAACGAGGAGUUGUUUUAUCCUUCGCGUCCUGAGUACGUUGGGCUGCAUGCUUCGAAGAGGGUGAUGGAUAUGUAUGAGUUUAUGAACAGUAAGGUGCUUUUCAAGACUGUGAGAAAGAAUGAGGAGAUGAAGAAGAAGGUGAGGCCGGUGAUUGUUCAUGUUAAUUAUCAUCCUGAUAAGCUUAAUAGAAUGAGAGCAGUGGUUGAGUUUUAUGUGAACGGUAAGCAAGAUGCUCUUGAUAGCUUCCCUGAUGGUUCUGAAUGAGAGUUCACCUGCAAAAGCAGUGUAGGGUCAAAAAGUUUCAGAGUUUCUUCACAUUUUGUGAUUCUAAUUUUACCUUUUUUUUUAAUUGUUUCCAUGUUCAAUGCUCAAUGCCUUUUUUGUGUUAUGAGUUUUGUGUAUCUUAUGGCUAAAAAUAUCAUAUAUGUUUCAUUA